AUGUACUUUCCACUCGAACUUUCGCACGAAGAGCUUGACAAAUUGGUGUUAGAAGAUUGCGAGGAGAAAAUUGCUCUAUCCAGCCAUCUAAACCAAAAGUCUUUUAGUACCUAUUACAAUAUUUUGCGCAUUGUCUCUGUAUUCUUCCUAGUCCUGUUUCGAAGCCCUUAUACCCCUAGUCUGGGGGGCUUUGCAUACCUAAGCUUUGCUCUUUCAAUCCUAGCAAUAGUCGCCAUCGUCGUCAGUGGCACCGUAUAUGUAAUCCUCAACCGCCGGUUUCAGCGUGUGUAUCGACGGUUACGAUGUCCACUGGAGGAGAAGUUUGAAACAUUCACUUGGUCGCUUAUAAACACAGUGUCGCACUUAGUCAUGUCGGUUACUCUUAUGUUGUGUUGCAUCAUGAUCUUUGUGAUAUUCCUGAACGGGGAGAUCAACCUGGUCGACCCGCCCGAUGAGUAG
Molecule: messenger RNA, 459 nt
Organism: Giardia duodenalis
Lineage: Eukaryota; Fornicata; Diplomonadida; Hexamitidae
Exons: 1
Coding region: 1-459 (152 amino acids)
Source: RefSeq, a predicted model, not a curated record